CAACAUCAGCUGUUGUGGCCAAGAUGGCGCGUAACCCAGUGGAGUUGGAGGUUGCUCUGGACUCGGAUCCGGCCGGGGAUCAGGAGGAUAAAGAGGUUUUGAGACGAUGCAGAGGAAGACCCAGACUCACGGACUCAGACCGGGCUCAGAGGCGCCUGGAGUCCCGGAAGAAGUACGAUAUCCGGCGGGUUUACCUGGGAGAGUCGCACAAGCUGUGGAGUGAAGUGAGGAGGAGAACCAGCCUGAGUGAUGCUGGUCUGGCAGAGUAUCUGAUCCUGCUCAACAACACUUAUGGAGAGAAGUACCAGCAGGAGUACUGCGGGAAGAAGAUUGCUCCAGAAGUCUCUAUAAAACAGAAAAAAGGCAGGAAGGACCGGGUGUCCAGCCUCCAGAGCCUGGUCAGCUGGUACCAGGAUCACAGCCGCUCCUGCCCUCACGAGCCCCAGCUCAGAGCCCUGGAGCCUCAGAUCAACUUCUCCACCGCCGCUAUCUGGCAGUGCGACUCCAACCACUCCUUUGUGCAAUACCUGUUCUCCCCACCGAGGGAGGCCAGUGACUCUGAACCUGAGGAGGAGGUAGUGAUGGAAGAGGAGGAGGAGGAGGAGGAGGAAGAGAGGGCGGAAAAAACAGACGUGGACGUGGCUAAAGAAGCUGUGAGCAGGAAGAGAAGAAAAGACGCUCACAAACAGUUUAAAGAUGUGAGAGAAAAUGUUUCUGAAGGACAACAGACACCCAUGAGCCCGAUAGAAGAGGCUGCAUCUGUAGACCAGCAGCCCAGAGGAGAGGCCUGCUGUGGGGAUGUUCCACUAACAGGACAGCCUGUGUGGGAGAUGGAGCAACAUCCAGGCUCCCCUGCUGAAGAGUUUCCAUCGGACGAGGAGGCGGAGGAUCUGAGGCAAGACGGAGAAGAAGAAGAAGAAGAAGAAGAAGAGAUUAGGACGGUGCCUCUCGGAUACGAGUGUGUAGAAGUGACGCAGUCUUUAAUGGAUAAACUGGAAAAGACGAGAGAAGACUCGUUGCUGUCUCAGAGCGGUUCAGUUGGAUCGGAGCUUUCUGUCCCGUCGAACAUCCCGGAGCAGAGCGAGAUGUUCGACCCUCACUCUCUGCAGACGGUGGUGAGCAGCUGUGAGAUCCCCGACCAGAGGAACACUUUGGGAGGACCGCAG
Molecule: messenger RNA, 1166 nt
Organism: Notothenia coriiceps (black rockcod)
Lineage: Eukaryota; Metazoa; Chordata; Actinopteri; Perciformes; Nototheniidae
Product: coiled-coil domain-containing protein 96-like
Exons: 4
Source: RefSeq, a predicted model, not a curated record